This is a messenger RNA of Ectocarpus sp. CCAP 1310/34, 418 nucleotides long. The record is from the annotation of a GenBank genome assembly. Lineage: Eukaryota; Phaeophyceae; Ectocarpales; Ectocarpaceae.
AUGAUGUCUUUCGUUCUUUCAUCCUUUUUUGACCCGGGGUCGAUCGUCUGCAUCCCGGUGGCCAUAUCUCGGCGAGUGCAGAGGUACAAGCUCGCAUUGCGCGGGCGUCAAGACGCCGAAAACAGGCGAACAAGAUCGACCUCGGACCAGUCAACGCCAAUGAUAUGGGGAUGGAGUGUAGACGCAUCGUAGAACGCGAUUUUCGUUUGAAGUUGGCGUCUUGUUUGAGAGUAGAUGUGACAGAUUUGCGUAGAAUAGGGUAAGAUGUUAUCAUGAACGGAGAUGAAAGGGCUUUUCCAACACGGAGAUGUAGCAUGGAUCAAAGCAUUUGUUGGAUUUCAGCUUUUACAAGCGGACAUCAACGCAGUAGUAUUUUAGCAAGCUUACGAACGAACGCAUAUAGGAUACCAUCAGGAUU